AUGGUGCUCCCGUGCAGCGCCCUAGUACACUUUUAUGAGCCUUCUCCUCUCGCCACCAAUGAAGGAUGCCGUCAAACAAAGUGUGCGCGGUUGACGACGGCGGUGGGACUAAAAAUUCGUAUUGAGGAGAAAUACACCUGGAAGCUUUACUCGGAGAGGCUGAUGACCCUCACCGGCGUGUACGGGUUCUGGAAGUACGUCUCCAACCUUGAGAGGCGCGAGACCCGCCGGUACCUCGAGAUGUUGUACGCCCUCAAGUACCGCACCAUGGCCAGCACUGUUCCGUUAGCUGUUGAGGGAGACUCCGCGAGCAAGUGAUCUCCCCACCUCCAUGACGAAAGAAGGGUGGCAUGGAUUCCUGCAAAGAUUGAGAUUUGAGAAUGCUUUGAUUUUCUUCCUAGACGCUGCUCUUUUUAAGAUUCAAGGUCGAGUAGGUGUGCUAGUUUGAUUUAGUAGUUGGAGUGAGUCGAGAGUGAGACAAGAGGAAAAUGUGGUGUGUGCCAGUCAGUUGGUGCUUAUCGUAUUUCUUGGAUGUUACCCUGGAAUAAUAGGAGCGGCCUUGGCGUCGUUUCUGAAAUAAUAAUAGUAGCAUCCUUCCUUCGUUUCCAGAAAAAUAUUUGUCAGCCGCUGAGCUCUGUUACCUGAUAUAAUUACGAGAAGGUGGGAUAAAGAGCUUUUGCUACUUUAUAGUUAACCAAAUGAGCAUUGUUACUUUGGUCUUAAUUAGUCACUAAACUAACUUAGUCCAGGUUUCCAUGUGAUUGUCAAUGAUG
Messenger RNA from Triticum dicoccoides, 773 nucleotides. Its product is annotated as sucrose synthase 2-like. NCBI's taxonomy places the organism in Eukaryota, Viridiplantae, Streptophyta, Magnoliopsida, Poales, Poaceae. Gene Ontology annotation, molecular function: sucrose synthase activity. The coding region runs from base 1 to 318 and encodes 105 amino acids. The transcript has 2 exons. Gene Ontology annotation, biological process: sucrose metabolic process. The record is from RefSeq and is a predicted model, not a curated record.